Messenger RNA from Naegleria fowleri, 5061 nucleotides. RefSeq lists its product as uncharacterized. The record is from RefSeq and is a predicted model, not a curated record. The coding region runs from base 1 to 5061 and encodes 1686 amino acids. The transcript is spliced from 3 exons. Lineage: Eukaryota; Heterolobosea; Eutetramitea; Acrasida; Naegleriidae. Gene Ontology annotation, biological process: intracellular signal transduction; receptor guanylyl cyclase signaling pathway; cGMP biosynthetic process. Gene Ontology annotation, molecular function: guanylate cyclase activity; peptide receptor activity.
AUGAUCGAAUCGUCCACACAUCUUGCAAAUAAUUCCUCAAAGGACAUUCAAGAUGAAAUUGCUUCUGCUCCCUCUCAAGUCACUGGUGUCGAUUCGAAUACAGAUCUUACUGCGACCACGACGAAUACCUUAUCAGCGUUUUCAGUGGUAAACAAACUUCAAGAUCGACUCUCCUCUUUGGUGAUCUCCGUUCAGGAUCGAAAGAGUCAUACCUCCUUCAAAUAUUUUCUUUACAUGUUACUUUUUAAUAUUUAUGUCCUGUGGUGUUCCAUGUUCAUUCCCUUAUUGGGUUUAUACAAUUUUGGAGAAUAUGGAUCUCAAGUGUUCACGAUUGCACUGUAUCCAGUUACACUCUCAUUACAAUUGGUUUCCUAUGAUGCUUCGAUCGCUUUGAUGAGUUUAGUGGCAUUCAUUGUCUUGUUACACUUGUUCAUCACGUUUGUGGCACAUCGAUGUGUUGCAAAUUCGAGUCGACACACCAAGAUUGUAUUAAGUAUGAGUCAUGUUAUUAAUCAUGUCAUGGUAUUAGGAGCAUUGGUAUUUACGUUUAUUUUGACGGCAUUUGUAGAUUGUCGAAUGCAACAACCAGUGAAUGCAUUGAUUAGUGACAGUAGUUCAGAUUCUGGUAUGCCAAAACUUGUGCGCUAUCCCACGGUUGAAUGUUACACCUCUCCUAAUAUCAUUACGUAUGCUAUAUCAUGCAGUGUAUUCGCAUUGAUAUUAGUGAGUGUCAUCUUGUCCAAUUUAAUUGCCAGAAAUGGAAAUCCUCUCAAUCGAUCUCUCUUUAUUUCCGAAACAAAUUUUCACUUUGUGCUCCUUGCAGUUUUUAAUUGCAUUGAAAUAUUUUCAACCUUCCUCAUUCCAAACCUGUAUUUGUAUGGAAGAGCCAUCUUACACUUGGGAUUUUCAGUCCUUUGGUUGUUGUAUCUAUUCUUGACAGUUCCUUAUUUUGGUAAAAGAGAGAAUGCCUUAUAUAGCGGAACAGGAUUUGCCAAAAUUGGAGCAUCAAUAGGAUGUCUUAUCUCAUGUUUCGUCAACAAAUCCAACUCGAACGAGAUGGGUCUCGUCAUGAUGGGUUUGACUUUGGGUCUCAUGUUUUGUUUCUUUCUCAUUGGUUACCUUUCGAUGGAAUUGAUCUUGUUCGUUAUUUGCAAGCAAAUAUCACGAAUCAUUUCGAAUCAUCCACACCCCCAGCAAGCAUUCCAAUCCAUGGAAGGAAAGAAACGUUCACUCAAUAUCUUUCUUCGAUUAUGUGUUCACGUGUCACUCUUGUCAAAAUGGGAAAAAACAGAACAUCAAGAAAUGGCACUUUCAAUGGCUCGUGUGAUUACUUCGAAUAAGAACAAUGAUGCAGAACAUGCAGGUUUGCUAUUAACGAGCUCUCUUCUCAUUGCUUAUACAUUUGAAGAUUCAAAUAGUUUUUCGUAUGCCUUGUACUUGUUGAGACGUUGUUUAAAAAGUUCGAGAAAUUUCUUGAUCAAGUUUUCGGUGAAUGAAAGAAUCAAAGAAGUUGAAAUGGCUCAAAAUAAGGAUUCAAAGAGUGCUCAAUGUUUGACAGAAAUUAAGCAAACACUUGAAUCCCUAACGAAAGGAGAGGAAGAAUUGAAAAAUCUUCAUCGACAAUUUUGGAAAGAGUUAUUGAAUGAACAUCCUAAUUUGGAAAAAGUGGACAAGAUUAAUCGAAGAACCAGUCAACUCUCCAUCUCGAUCGAAGAAACCUACGUCAAUCUCAUGUCUGUUCACAGUAAGGAAAAACAAGUCUUGAGAAAAUAUGCCAAUUUCGUCGAAUCGUUUCGAUUCGAUAAGGAAUUAUCUCAACAUCUCUAUCAAGAAGCAGCCAACAUUGAAGAAGAAGAGAGUUCCAAGAAGGCUCAUCAUCAUGGAGAUCCUCACAAUGGAGGAGGUAUUUCCAAUUCCAUUGGAUUUUCAUCGUCCAAAAUUUCAGCCUUUGACAAGAAACGAUAUUCUGCAGCAACGAGUCCUGUGAAAUUUCAUUCCAAUCCCUCGAAUGCUCUCAAUAUGACUGCUGAUUAUUCCACGAAUGGAGAGUUGCAACUCAUCGAUGAAACGACCUUUAAUGGAAUUGAAUCGAAAGAAUUUUCCAAAAAGGAGUUAAUGAUUCGAAAUUCAUUGAAAACCAUUGAUCAGAGAAAGGUAUUGUUUGUGGUCUUUUUAAUAUUCUGUUUCUUCACAGUGACCAUGUUAGUGGCAUGUGCAGUGCUUGCCUUAUACAUCAACAUUUCCAUUGGAACAUCCGUCUCCUUUGUAUUUACUGUUUGUCAAGGUUCAAUGACACCAUUGGCUUUAUUAAGAGAAAUAUCCAUGAUUCAAAACGCGAAUCAAUACAUGAAUGAAGGAUACUCAGUCACACUUUCCGAUCAACCCAUUCUCAAUUUCAUUCAUCAGGAACACAAGAAUAUUCUCAACUUUUACACCAAUCAAGUGGAUAAUAUUUUGAAUGAAGCUCAAUCGAAUACGUUUACAAAACAAUUGUAUGCCAUUGCUUCAGCAGCCACCACUCCAGUACUCAUUCCUUCCAUGUUUGCAAAUAACUCUGUUUCCAAUAAUUCCAACAAUUUUAACAAUUCCAGCAAUUCCUAUAUUUAUUCCUAUGUGAAAAAUUCAUCCCUCAUUGAAACUUUAAACUAUUUAAAGAGUGCAGGAAGAGAUUUUGAAUCAUGGACAGAAAAGGAUUACAAUCAAACCAUUCAGAGUUAUCAAUUCAUGUUUGUUUGGAGAAAUCAUCAAGUGGUUCGAGAUUUAAUGAUGAGUUUUUGUAGCAGUGCUCUUGACAGCAGUAAUGACACUCUGAGUACUUUCUUUCAAGUGUUUGCCAUCAUCUUUGGAAGUAUGGCCUUUUGUUUGAGUACAAGUUUUUUAAUUUACUUGAUUCUGAUGAGAGGAUUGAUGGAUGGAACAGAUCAAGUGGCUAAAAUGUUGAUGCAUGCCUUAUCGAAAAAUGUCAUUGGAAAGAUUUAUCAUGAUUUGGCAUCGAAAACGGAUGAUGAUGGAAAGGUCAAUUUACCUUCGACGGCACUCACCAAACCAAAGAAUUUAUUCUUCAUUUUGGGAGUCGUGGCGUUUGUGUUUUGUGUGUUGGCCUGUGGAUUGAUGGUGAUGGAAACCAAUUCGAAUUUGUCUCUUUCGAAUAUAACCAUGUUGAAUGUGGUGCAUGGAACGGGAUUGUUACGUUUCAUUAAUAGAGCCAAUUUUAGAAUUAAUUCGUACUUUAAAUUCUUAUCGUUGAGUAAGAACACGUUGAAUGAUCCUGCGAUGGCUUCGAACGACGAAAUUCUUUCUUAUAAUGCUGAAUUGAAGAUGAGAAUUUCACAAAUAUUUAAUGAAUGGAAUUAUUUAAUUUAUGGAGGAGGUGACACGGAUCCCUCGGUUGGGCGUUAUCAAGCCAUUGAUGACAUUGUUCAAGGAGUGAAUAAUUGCACCCAACUCUUUCAAAGCAAUUCUCGAAACAUGACUGACUUUGGUGCAUUCAAAUUGAAAUAUUGUACGGGUUUGGAAGAUUUGAUUGCGUUCUAUGCACGUUCUACCUUGGAACUCAAUGACAACUUUAUGAGUCCACAAUUUGUUUCUAAAAAAGACAAUGCAUUUCAUUUCGUAUUGAAUUUGUACUAUGCCACCAACUUACUGUGCCAAAAGACCAUCGACUUUAUGACACUCUUUGUGAAAUAUUCCUCAUCACCCUCCAAAAUGAUUACUAUUUUGUUUGUAUCCUUGGGUACCUUCUUUUUAGGUGGUCUAUUUUACUACAUGUUUAAGCUGAUCGAGAAAAACAAAUUGGACUUCUUCAAUAUGAAAAUGAUGCUCAAUUAUUUACCUCUUGAAUUUAUUGAUAACAAUGAGGUGAUUAAGCAAUUUGUGCUUUAUAACCAAAUUGCCCAUCAACAUUCCAAUGCCAUCAUGAAAGUGUCAAGCAAAAUCAUGAAGAAAAACAAUCAAGUGCAUGCCACUUCAGCAAUCUCUGGAGACAAUGGAAAAGUAUUUAGUGUUCUAAACUCGUCCGUGGACGGAGCUAUCAUGUGUGGAGAAGAUGGUUCUAUUGAAUUCAUUAAUAAUGCAGCGCUUAAAAUGUUUGGAUGUGGAAAUAGAGCCGAUGUGGUUGGAAUGUCCAUGUACAUCUUAUUUGACAGCUCUCACAAGGCAUUGAUUGAAACGACCAUCGAACAGCUCAAGCAAACUGCCUUUAAAUAUCAAAACUCUGAAACAUGUGGUGAGAUUUUGGAAGUUGAUUGCCUGAGAAGAAACUCAACCAAAUUCCAUGCUAAACUUAAUGUAUUUGUGGUCAUAUUUGAGAAAGGAGCUCCUGUUAUUACAUGUUUCAUUAAGGACAUUACUUCAGAAAAGAAACAAAACGCACUGCUUGCCGAAGAAAAAGCCAAAUCUGAGCACUUGCUGAGAAAUAUUCUUCCAGAAUCUGUGGCUGCCAAACUCAAAACUGGAGAGACGUUCAUUGCUGAGAAGUUCAAUGAUGUCACCUGCUUCUUUUCAGACAUGGUUGGGUUUACAAAAAUGUCAGCAGGAAUGAAUCCCACUCAGCUAGUGGGUAUGCUCAAUCACAUUGUCAAUGGGUUUGAUAAAAUGACAGAAAAAUAUCAACUAGAAAAGAUCAAGACCAUUGGUGAUGCAUACUUUUGUGUGGGGGGCCUUCCUCCUCAUGAUACGAGUGACCAUCCUGAGAGAGUGAUGAGAUUCGCUAUUGAAACUUUCACUGUGGUGAGGGAGUUCAAUAUGGAAAAUGUUGAGCCUCAAGUAGAUAUUAGAAUAGGUAUUAAUACUGGAUCAGUUAUUGCAGGAGUGAUUGGAACAAAGAAGUUUGCCUAUGAUUUGUGGGGUGAUAGUAUCAAUGUCGCAUCAAGAAUGGAAUCAACAGGUGUUCCAGGAAGAAUUCAAAUAUCUCGCUCCACCUAUGAAAGAGUUCACGACUUGGGAUGGACUUUUGAGGAGAGAAAGGUCGAAGUCAAAGGAAAAGGUCUUUGUCAAACCUACUUAUUAUGUGCUGAGCAUCAUCAAAGAGCCACCAUGAAGUCAGCAGAAAUUGUUAUGUGA